This is a messenger RNA of Durusdinium trenchii, 855 nucleotides long. The record is from the annotation of a GenBank genome assembly. NCBI's taxonomy places the organism in Eukaryota, Dinophyceae, Suessiales, Symbiodiniaceae.
AUGAGAUCGGAUGGCUUUCUGGAUGAGCCUUUGACCUCAUCCCCGCCGAGAAAAGGCAAGAUGGGGAACAACGAAAAGCCGCGCGCAGGUGACUGGAAGUGUCCCAACUGCAACGACCUCCAGUUCGCGCGGAACGCUGCAUGCCGCAGGUGCAACUGGAAUCUCUUCCCGAGCCGUGGGUCUCAACGGACCGUGAACGGUUCGUCGGUCCAUCCGCAGCCUGCGGUGCGCCGGUGCGUCGAGGAGCCGCAGCAGGAGAGCGCCGCCAAAGCGGCCAAGGCCCAGUGGAGUGCCAUGCGAGAGGAUCCCGAGGCCACGAAGGAGGCUUUCUGGCGCCUCGCACGUGCUGCCAUCAGCGGACUGGACGAGGCGAAGACCGCGGCAGCCGAUGCCGAGAUCUGCGCGCGGCUGCGAGGCUACUACCCUGAGACCUUGGAGGUCUUGCGACAAGCCAAAGAGCAAGACGUGGUCCUCGGUAUGAUCUCCAAUCACCUCGCCUUCUGGUUCUAUCCAGAGACUUGUCACCUCUAUUGGAGGCAAAUUGGAAGUUGCUAUGCUUGGAAGAAGGAGUGUGGGGAGGUGCUGAAGGAUUUGGUGGAGCCCGAGCUUCUCUUGGUGAGCUCAGAGGUCGCUUGCUCCAAGCCUGGACAUCGCAUCUUCGAGCUGUUCUUGGAACGACUGGGGCGUUUGCAUCCAGGCUUGACUGCAGCUGACUGUGUCUUUGUGGAUGAUAAGGCUGAAAACGUGGCAGCAGCCGCUGCUCUGGGCUUUGCCGUGGUUCACUACGAUGCACGAAAGGCCCAGCCUGGAGAACUUGCCCAGGCACUCAAGGAUGCAGGACUCGCUUUGACUUGA